AUGCCUCAGUUAGACACUCCGAUCCGGCAUCUCCGCUCAGCUGCAAAACGCGGCGGCGGUGAAUAUCUCAAUCGGUUUUUCACUGUAGCGAUCCAUCCUCCACCAGACUAUAAGCUACUUUUACUUGACAACGGCAAAGGCGCAAAUUUCCGGCCGAUGAUACAUCAGAAUGACCCAAUUAUCCACAUGAUGAAAAUCGUCAUCCGGCAACUGAAUAGAGAGGAUAUUCACUUCGCUGCCGCCCACAUCCGUGUACAUGCCACUACAGAUGCACGACCCUUCUGGCCCAUCAUCGAUCCGAUGUGCCCAGUUUACGACGCAAAGUUGUAUACCUUCCUCAUGGACGACUUUCCUUGCAGAGAGGAGUUUCCUAUCAGCGCCUGGAUCUGCGUAUAUACCCUCAUCGGAAACUUGCACAAGGACGCGCUCUACAUUAAGAUUGGCGAAAAGUCGUUGGAGUUCCGCCAGUAG
Messenger RNA from Parastagonospora nodorum SN15, 471 nucleotides. RefSeq lists its product as hypothetical. The transcript has a single exon. The coding region runs from base 1 to 471 and encodes 156 amino acids. The record is from RefSeq and is a predicted model, not a curated record. NCBI's taxonomy places the organism in Eukaryota, Fungi, Ascomycota, Dothideomycetes, Pleosporales, Phaeosphaeriaceae.